AUGGAAAAAUUUUCAUUAAUUUUAAUUCUGCCUCUUCAUGUCCUUGCAUUUUUUUUCAUUUCUCUUACCCUUUCUUCAUUUUCUCCUAUUCCUUCAUUUUCUUUUCUUUCUUGCCACCUUUUCCUUCUGACUUUCCUUAUUUUUCUUCAUGUCCUUCUUUCUUUAUUUCUCUUACCCUUUCUUCAUUUUCCUCCUAUUCCUUCAUUUUUCUUUUACACUCUUUUUCUUGCCUCCUUUUUCCUUCUUUCCUUAUGCCUCUUCAUGUCCUUGGUUUUUUUUUUCUCUUACCCUUUCUUCAUUUCCUCCUAUUCCUUCAGUUUUCUUUACACUCUUUCUUGCCUCCUUUUCCCUUCUUUUUUUCCUUAUGCCUCUUCAUGUCCUUGUUUCUUUAUUUCUCUUCCCUUUCUUCAUUUUCCUCCUAUUCCUUCUUUUUCUUUACACUCUUUCUUGCCUCCUUUUCCCUUCUUUCCUUUGCCUCUUCAUGUCCUUGUUUCUUUAUUUCUCUUACCCUUUCUUCAUUUUUCCUCCUAUUCCUUCAAUUUUCUUUACCUCUUUCUUGCCUCCUUUUUUCCCUUCUUUCCUUAUUUUUUUCUUCAUGUCCUUGGUUUCUUUAUUUCUCUUACCCUUUCUUCAUUUUUCCUCCUAUUCCUUCAAUUUUCUUUACACUCUUUCUUUUUAAAUUUUUCCCUUCUUUCCUUAUUUUCUUCAUGUCCUUGGUUUCUUUAUUUCUCUUACCCUUUCUUCAUUUUCCUCCUAUUCCUUCAAUUUUCUUUACACUCUUUCUUGCCUCCUUUUUCCCUUCUUUUCCUUAUGCCUCUUCAUGUCCUUGUUUUCUUUUUUUUCUCUUACCCUUUCUUCAUUUUCCUCCUAUUCCUUCAUUUUCUUUACUUUUCAAACAAAAGAAACUCAUUUUUUUUUUUCCCUUGUUUCCUUCAUAAAAAAUCCUUGGGCUUUUAUUUCUUUAAUUUCAUUUUCCUCCCUAAUCCUUCAUUUUUCUUUUUUCUUAAAAUCUUUUCUCCUUUCCUUCCUUACUUUCUUUAUAAAAAAAAUUUCCUUUGUUUCUUUAUUUCUCUUACCCUUUCUUCAUUUUUCUCCUAUUCCUUCAUUUUCUUUUCAAACUUUUGCCUCCCUUUUUUUCUUCAUCUGCUUAAACCUUAA
This is a messenger RNA of Acanthosepion pharaonis, 1158 nucleotides long. Lineage: Eukaryota; Metazoa; Mollusca; Cephalopoda; Sepiida; Sepiidae. The record is from the annotation of a GenBank genome assembly.